UCCGAUUCAGCAGCCCUCCAGGCUUUUGCGGGUACCCAACCUCCUGUUGUUGCCUCAAAUUCGGUUGGUUUGCCUCAUCAGGUUGCAACGUUGCUGCCACAGGCUGCUGCAUGGCGUGCUUCAGAUGAAGAAGGCAGCACAGAGCUUUCAUCUGGGACUUACCCGGAGCUAGAUCCUGAAUCCUGGCUGGAUGCGCUUCCUGUCAUAGGCAGUUUGCCUGAGAGUUCAAUAGACAGCCAUGAAUCUUCCUCUCAAGGGCAGCCUCCAGAAUUCUCACGACCUGCAUGCCAAGUUUACUCAGGAACAACGGAAACAUGGCUUUCAGGACAGGGUUUUCCAACAGCAUCAUCGAGCGUUCCAGACGAGGCCGCUGCUCCAGCAGCAGCGGGUGCUGCAUCUGACGAGGUUGUUGCAACAGCAGCACCACCAUCAACGACUGCUGCUGUCUCCGUGGCUGGUUUGAUUUGCAUGCACCCUUUUGUCAGGCUGCCUAUUUUGCAGGAAGGGGUGGUGCCGCCGCCCAUUGUAUUGAAUUCUUCCCAUUUUGAUGUAAGCAACCGUGCACCACUGCGGGAACUCUUGCUUGGUUUCCGCCACAUGUUUAUGAGGAAAGAGCUGGACCAGGCGGACGCUGCCUUUCUUGUCCAGCAUAUCCAGGACCUUGCAAUGGCGUCGGCCGCUCGGGCGCGUUCAACUAGGCGGAUGAGCCGCCCAGUGCAUGGGGUGGCGAGCAUAGGGAAGCACUUUCUCAUUUUUGAUGCAAUCGUAUCUGCUAUGCACGUCCUCGGAGUUCCACCUAGAUCAACCUCGUGGUGGAUUGAUUUCAUCAGAUGCUUCGAUGCUGAGUACCGAUACCCCCUACCAUCACUUCGCACCAAAGAAAGUGGAAAGGUAAACGCCUACCUCGCCAAUCGUCUUCUAGCCGCCAUCUGCAUCUACAAAAUGGGAGAGCGGCCAAGGCCGGAGGAAAUAAUAGAACUGAAGCGGAUCCUCCUCUUCUCCCCCUAUGCACCCGUGCGUUUCAGGAGCGAUAGUUGGGACCCAUGGAGAGAGGAUCAUCUAUUGUUUGCUUACAAACAUCCUGCGUUGGAUGGUUGGUUAUGGAGGGGAAGGGACGCUUUCUAA
Messenger RNA from Eimeria maxima, 1125 nucleotides. RefSeq lists its product as hypothetical. Lineage: Eukaryota; Apicomplexa; Conoidasida; Eucoccidiorida; Eimeriidae. The record is from RefSeq and is a predicted model, not a curated record. The transcript has a single exon. The annotation marks the transcript as partial.